UAUUAUUUGGUCGAGUCUAUCUCCACAGUCGUUGUCGUCGUCGUCGUCGUCGUCGUUCUCACCGUCCGUGAGAUAUAACAAUAUAUAUAUAUAUUAUAUUCAUUUUUUUCGUUUAAUUUUUUUCCCCGACCGAUCAUCGUCUUCGUUGUCGUCGUUUUCCUACAUCGUAGUAAUAAUAUUACUAUUAUCGUAUUCAAUUAUCGUGUUAUUUCCACGUCAUGCAGGACUUGUAUCGCCUUCUCCGCCGCCGCCGCCGCCGUCACCGUCGUCCGCAAACAGCCACGGCAGUCUAAUAAUUAUUUAUUAGGAUAACUAUACACUAUACAGUGCAUGUUGUUAAAGUUUAUUCUGUUGUUAUUGUUUCGUGAACAUCACUCGACGCACCAGUCACCACUCGGUCAUGCGGUACGUUACGACCGUGAUGAACCGUGUUAUUUUGGCGUCGUUCCUUUUAGCCGGCGUUGCGAGAUGUUACAAUUACGAUGAGGUAUUGCGGUUGUCACUCAUGUUCUACGAAGCGCAGAGGUCGGGUCACCUGCCUGCCAACAACCGCAUCCCGUGGCGGGCCGAUUCCGCGAUCACAGACAAAGGGCAGAACGGCGAAGAUUUAUCUGGAGGAUAUUAUGACGCUGGCGAUUUUGUAAAAUUUGGCUUCACUAUGGCAAGCACGACAACUAUUCUAGCAUGGGGAUACUUGAGUUAUAAAGAGGCAUACGAGGAAGUUAACGAAUGGGAAAACGCAUUAGGUUCAAUACGUUGGGCCGCGGAGUACUUUAUCAAGUGUCACGUUAGUGAUUACGAAUUCUAUGGACAGGUGGGCGACUUUAAUCUGGACCAAGGUUUUUGGGGUCGACCAGAAGACAUGAAUAUGUCUAGGCCAUCAUACAAAAUCGACAAAAAUCGACCAGGUUCCGAUUUGGCCGGCGAAACGUCUGCCGCUCUUUCUGCCGUGUCGAUAGUAUUCACCAAAAUCGAUUCCAAUUUUUCGGCCAGUUGCUUAAGUCACGCUAAACAACUGUACCUAUUCGCUACUCAGUACAGAGGCCUCUACCACGACGCCAUUAAAGGAGCGGCGCAAUACUACGAAUCGACAGAUUAUGGUGAUGAAUUAACGUGGGCCGCGGCAUGGCUGUACAAGGCCACAAAGGAAUCACAGUAUUUGGACGACGCCGAAUACAUGUACAUGAAGUACCGACUCAAAGAACGGCCGAACGAAUUUUACUUCAACAAAAAAGUCGCAGGCGUACAGGCACUUCUAGCCGAACUGACCAAUCAAUUCGAAUAUACUGAAGCAAUUCAAAAUUUUUGCGAUUACAAUUUAUACGUUCAGAAGAAAACACCCAAAGGAUUAUUAUACAUCGAAAAAUCUGGUACAUUGUGUCACGCUGCAAACAUCGUGUUCUUGUGCUUGCAGGCAGCCGAUAUAGGCAUAAAGUCAACGCGAUACCGAGAAUUUGCCAAACAACAGAUCCACUACAUACUGGGAGAUGGAGGACAAAGUUUCGUGGUGGGAUUUGGUAAAAAUUACCCAUUACAACCGCAUCACGCAGCGAGCUCGUGCAUGGAUCGUCCGGCUCCGUGUGACUGGGAAGCGUAUCGGAGCACCAAGCCCAAUCCACAGGUGCUGUACGGCGCGCUGGUCAGCGGACCCGACGAGAACGACAACUAUAAGGACCUACGGGAAGAGUACAUCUACAACGAGGUGACGUUGGACUUCAACGCGGGCUUUCAGUCAGCCGUCGCGGGACUCAAGCAACUGGAAUUGCAGGCCAGUCGAAACAAGGCACUGUCGAACAUCAAUAACGAAACGUUAAACGGAAACUGGACCGACGUGCUUUCCACCGCAUCCAACGCGACGGACGCGUGAUUUUCCCGGGUCAUCACAUUUCACUUCUGUUUCUUCGUAUUAAAAUUAAAAAAAUGUAUAUGUUUUCUUUGAACCGAAGACGACGAACCCGUGGUCCACGAAAUAUAUCACCGCCGCAUCAUCGCAACAUCCAAAUUUAUUAUUAUCGUUGACGGCGACGAGAGUCGCAUAAUAGACACGCGUAUAGGUAUUAUAGUACACGGAGAGGGGCGAUAAUGGAUUUUGAUUUUGCGAGCUCAUUAUUUCUAUUCUUUGAGGAAUAAUUUUGAGGGCGUGGGAAGGGAUGGGGGGGGGUUGAUGGUGUAUUGUCGAUAGAUUUUCGUCAUACCACCGUUUCGAACACCAUAUAACGAUAUUUAAUAAUAUAUGAUAUCAUAAUUAUUAGAGACGAGUUGAAUUUCAUUUUUUAAGAAAUCAAAUCGAAACAUAAUAUUUUUUUUUCUAACUGUUCGAGAUUAAACCGGAACUAUCGUACAUUUUUAACGUUUAAACUUUUAUUGAAGAAUAACACGAUAAUAAAAUCGUAUCAACCAACUAAAAGGACUAUAUGGGAAAUACGAUAAAUAAAAAUAGUAUUCUAGUGUGUAUUUUAUAUUAAUACCGCUAUCGAACUUUAUUUAUUUUAAACUUUUUGUGUUGUAUUCGAUUUUGAGUGUGAAUUUCAAUCGAAUUUCGAAUAGUUCUGAAUGUCCGAGAACUGGUCGUAAAAGUAUUAUCGAUUGUGUUUGGCUGAAAAUUCUUUAAAAGCCCAUGGUAAAAGGUGGUAUAAACGGAUACCGGAGUAUUUAACGCAGCGCCGGCGCCAACAUUUUCGAAAUAACAGUAUUUUUGUGAUAGGUAUCGAUGACUCGUACGCCGCGACGCCACCGUCGUAUAAUAAUACAAAAUAAUAUUUUGAUAGAUUAACGCGGUGGUGUGUAUUACGUUUCGUAAUAAUGAUUUCGUGGAAAUAUACUGCCCGGACUCGAUGUUCUGAUACAUAAUAUAGGCACUUACACAAGCUAUGUGGGUACGAUACGAGUGUAUACUUUUUCGUCCCAACUCAGUGAUAAUAUGUUGUUAUCAUUAUUCAAGUCUUCGGUGAUAUAAAAACAUGUCAGAUAAUUUUUA
Molecule: messenger RNA, 2977 nt
Organism: Rhopalosiphum maidis (corn leaf aphid)
Lineage: Eukaryota; Metazoa; Arthropoda; Insecta; Hemiptera; Aphididae
Product: endoglucanase A-like
Exons: 9
Coding region: 401-1867 (488 amino acids)
Biological process (GO): carbohydrate metabolic process
Molecular function (GO): hydrolase activity, hydrolyzing O-glycosyl compounds
Source: RefSeq, a predicted model, not a curated record